UCGCGCGAAAUUCUUGUUUGCGAGUUGAGAGUGCUUAUAUUUACAAUUUUUAUGUAGUGAUGCUUCAAACGCAACAACCGUGAUGGCGAAGAUGUUAAAGCCAACACAUUCCUUCAUUAAGAAGGCUAUCGAUAAGGUCUCCACGGCGACGACCGGCCGGCCGCAGUUCAAGUACAAGAAACGCGAGGACAUACACUGCGGAAAGACGGGCAUGGACAUUCCCAACUAUGACAUCGCGUCACUGUCGAGUCAGUUGGUGGCGGCACACUCCGGGCCGGACGGCGGACUGGCCAGCCUAAAGCUCGGCAAGUCCGAAAUUGACGAGACGAUGGACGUGCCGUUCUCGCACCGACGUCGAGGAAGCGGGUUGGCGAGCAUCCACAGCAACUGGGCGGAGAAGACGACGUUCGGCUACGGCAUCGCGACCUCACUCUACGAUGUGCACCCCGUCACAGGCGAGAUGACUGGAGAGCCCGUCGCCGACGUGUUUGGCAUCUGCGCUCGUGAGAACAACUGCAUCCUCGCGCUGGCCGACGGCGUUAACUGGGGCGAGCGCGCGGCGUGCGCGGCCCGCGCCGCCGUCUACGGAGCCAUGGACUACCUCAACAAGGAGCUGUUCGUCGAGGGCCGCAACCCGGAGAACACGCAGGAGUGUGUUCCUGCUGCUGUGAAAGUCGGAGCUUCGACCUCGGCACAAGCGCGGCGAUCAUCGUAG
Molecule: messenger RNA, 715 nt
Organism: Priapulus caudatus
Lineage: Eukaryota; Metazoa; Priapulida; Priapulimorpha; Priapulimorphida; Priapulidae
Product: PP2C-like domain-containing protein CG9801
Exons: 5
Coding region: 83-715 (210 amino acids)
Source: RefSeq, a predicted model, not a curated record